GAGGGUUGGGGAGCCCCCAAGGAAGUCAGGGUGUACGGGAGUCUCAGGACCCUCAGGCAGUGGUGACCGCUUGUCAGCCAGGGCCCUCUCUGCCCCGCCUCAUGCCGGCGGGGGCCGCGCCAGGCACCCCGAGAUGAAGCGAGCCGGGGUGCUGCGGCAGGUCUCCGACUUCAGCGACUUCGUGAGUGGGCGACGCCUGCGGGAGCUGCUGAGCCAGCGUGGGCCGGGCGAGGCACCCCGCCACGUCCAAACCAGCCCGGAUGGGCAGCACCUCCUGCUGCUCCUGCGCGGUCGGCCCAUGCUCCAGCCGCAGGUGCUCGCCUUCCAGCGCCUGGGCACCGGCGCAGGGGACCUGGAGAGGAGCUGGCAGCCGCCCCAGCCCCCCAUCACGGGGCUGCUCUUCCUGCAGAGCCCCGCAGCGCUGACCUCCUGGGUGCUGGCCGUCGUCUGGGAGCAGGGCAGGACAGAGGUCUGGGGGUUCGUGCCAGCGCUGGGCUGGCAGCUGCAGCAGACCCUGGAGCUGUGCCAUGGGGCCCGGGCUCGCAUCGUUUCCAUCUGCAGCCAGGGAAGCAGCCUGGUCUGGUGUGAGGAGAGGCCCCCCUCGGACGCUCAUCUGGACCCAGGCAGGGGGGCCUUCAGGUACUGCAUCUGCACCAGGGCUCUGGAGGUGGGGGAGCAGGGGGCGCACCUGGGCGCCAUGAGGAUAGUGGUGCACAAUAGCCCCCAGUACCAAGUCCUGGCCUCACCCCAGCACGUCUUCCUGGUGCCCACCGGUGCCACCUUUGCCAGCAUCUCCACGUUCCUGCUCAUCUGGUGCCCCCGGGAGGCUAAAGUCACCAUUGUGGCCCCGUCUGGCAGGUUCGUCCACAGUGAAGUCCUGCACUCCAGUGACUUCAAGAAGCUCGUGUUUGGGUCCGUGGGUCUCCUGCUGCCCGUGGCCCCUCUGGACAUUCAUACUUGUGCCCUGUCCAGCUGCGGGGGGCUCCUGGUGCUUAGCACCCAAGGCACGGUGCAUCUGGUUCAGCCAGACGGGACCUGGAGACACGUCUAUGAUCUGGGGGGCAGCUGCCUGGCCCAAGGAGACCCCGUGCCGCUAAAGGCCUUUGGCAGCACCCUGACCUGUGUGCUGGCGGGGGUCUUGUAUCUCAUUGACUUGACCAGUGGGAGGCUGAUUGAGAAAAAACUCCUGAGCACCAGAGAGGUGCAUUUCCUGGAGUCCCCAAGCAGGGAGGAGGAGAUCCAGCUCCUCACCCCAACCGGUAUCUAUUGCUUCGGCUUCUCCAGCCCGGAGGAGGGCGGCAGGCCUGAGCCCACCCUGGUGGAGAUGGUCUUUGAGGAAGCCUGCAAGUACUACCAAAGGCGGAGCCUCAGCAGCUCCCAGCUGACGGUGGAGAAGCUGAAGAAGGGGGACAUGUUCCAGGCCCCCAUUGCUCUCUCCUCCAUCCUGCAGCACAGCCUCCCCCGUAAGGAGAGGGCAGCCAAAGGCCUCCCGGAGACCUACGCCAAACUGCUGAGCACGCUGAGCACGGAUCUCCAGAGCUAUCUGAGCCUGGAGCUUCUCAAGUCCUGCCUCGUGGGCGCUUCGGAGAGCCAAGUCGACAGGUGCUGCGAGGAGCUGGUGGAGCAGGAGGUCAGCCGCCUCCUGCGCUUGGACUUGGACAGGGAGAACCUGGCCUAUCUGAACGCUGUCUUCAAUUCCUUCCCCAAGGCCUCCUGGAAAGCCAUCCGCAGCAGCCUGCAGCUGCAGCAGAAUGGAGAUGGGCUCUUGGUGGCCAGGGCCACCUCAGACCUCUGGAAGAAGGUCUUGGGGGGGCCAGUCCCUAACUGGUCCCAGCAGGAGGAGAUGGGCCUCAAUGGGGUGGUCCCGCUCUUCGAGCUCAUCUGCGGCUCCCUGCACAGGUUCAAGCCCAAGUGGCUGCCCAGCUUUGUGGAGCUGACCCAGCAAUACGUUGGGGCCUCCUGGACGUACAGCACCAAAGAGGGCCCCGAGGGCGGGGUGCCCCUCUACAAGAGAGCACUGGCCGUUCUCGACAGGCAGCGCCUCCGCACGGCCAGCGACCGCGAGCUGGAGAUCGAGCUGCUGCUGUGCAGCGCGCGGCCCAAAGCCGUCCUGCAAGCCGUGCAGCUGCUCAUCCACCUCCGCUGGUGGCAGCGGGUGGUGGAGGCGGCCGAGAAGUUUUCCAAGUUCAGCCCGCUGCUCAACAAGGAGAUCUUCACCACCCUCCUGGCGCAGUUUGCCCAGCACAGGGACCUGGACCCGUACCUGGCCGCCCUGUGGGAGCUGUGCCCUGCAGACCUGACUGUCUCGGACAUUCUCAGCAUCGUCCUGCAGCACCUCCCCAGCUCGGAGGGCGACCCUGCUCCCUUCUGUGCCGGGGGGGCCCCGCUGACCCUGGCCUUGCUGAAGCCGCUGUUGCACAAGGUGGCGCAGCACCAGUGCACUCAGGACGAACUCUAUGCCGACAACUUGCAGGGCCCUCCCUUCCCACCGCCUGCCCCGCCGAGACAGCACAGGGCUGGCCCCAAGGCAGCCCCAGAAAUGCUGCAGCAGGCGGGAGCGUGCAGGACUCCUUUCCCGGGCUGUAACCUGAGCGACGCUGUAUGAAAAGCCGUGUGUACAGAUUGGGAGCGAAAACCUAGCGAGCGGGGGUAGGGGCAGCAAACGCCAGCCUCCCCCCACUUCCAAAGGCAGAGACCAACUCUAGUUACACCUUCCUGCCUCAAACAACCUCCUGAGAGAGUGCACGGUGCAUGAGUCAGCGGGGGGAGGAUCACUGGGGUGACUGGGGGGGUUUUACAGCUGAGGCAGUUCCCCAGCGAAGGAGCGGUGUGUGAGAGCAAGAGAGAGCACUGACUGCACGUGAGAGCCCCCUCUCCUGGCCUUUGAGCUAAACGCUGGCUUCCUGCCCUCUAGAAAUGGAGCCUGGGGGAUAAAGUACAAAGUCUUAAUCCAAAUUCCCGUUUCAUUUGUCCUGUGACUUGCCCACGGCCAGGCACGCCCCUUCGCAACACGGGAUCACGGGGGAUGAACCUGCUCACGCGGGCACUGCUGGCCUGGACCCAGUCUCUAAAACCUCCCCAUUGGGGCUAUGUCCUGCGCCUGAGCCCCGGACUGGCCGGUCCCUGGGACCUCUGCCUGGGCCUCCAAGGAUGGAGGUGUCCCUGAGCCAUCUGUUUACCACCUUGCUAGUUUGUCCCUCCCCCAUGGGAUCAGCUGCCCUGGGUGGGGGAAUGGCCGAUCCCCUUAUGAAACCACAGCAAAGGAGUGAGCUCCGUCUGCAUCCCAGCCUGGCCUAAAACCGACCGUGCUAGCGCUGCCCUGCUCGGGCUUAGGCCUGGGGCCGGCAGCUUGGCCCCGGCUGUCCCCUUCCUGUUGUGUCUGUCGCACAGGAGGCAAACUUAGACCUGGCCUGUCCUUUUCUGUUCCCAGCCCUUCUACCUUUGCCCGGGGCUCUAACCUUAUCUCAGCCUUCUGAGAAACAAAAGAUGCUGUGUCCGGGCUGUCUGGCCCUUCCCCGGCCUGCCCCCCUCUCCUUUGCUGGCUAAGUCAGGGUACAGGGGUCUGGUCCCGCUCCUGCCCAGGUUCCUUCUCUCCCGGGGGGAUGCCAGACGCUGGUAGGCUCGGGGCACGGCUGGCUGGAGGGGCGAGUGACUGGAGACCUGGCCGCGCUCACAGCCCCUGUUUGAGGCUGGGCUGGGGGAAGCGCGUCUGGUUUGCUCCUCCCCAGGGGGGUUGUUUUUUAAGUGUGUGAGGAAACAUUUUAAAGAAACCUAAACUGCCCGAGGGUUCGUUUUAAACGUGAAGGGUCCUGGGGCGGUGCUUGGUUUAACGGCAGCUGAGCGUGGCCGUGCACCUAUUUAAGCGGGGAGAGGGGGCCUGGCUGUCUGGGUGCAGAGCCCCGGGGGCUCCCACGUGCUCCAGCUGGGGUCGGCCGCGCUCAGCCCUGCUGACUGACUGCACAGGCUGGGAGCAUGCACAAGGGUUUGUGUGGGUCAGCGUGAGGUGGGGGCUGCCGGCCGGCCGGUUUCUGGAGGAGGGAGGCAUGGGGAGCUGGCUGGAGCUAACGCCUCCAGCCCAGAUCCCCACCGGUGGCGCUGUCCGCGCUCUGGGCACCCCAGGUAAUCGCUGGCAGCUUGUCGGGUGCUAGCCCUUGGCCAGGGCGGAGCUUUCCUGAGGGCUGCAUGUGUCACACACUGAGGGGUGGGGGUCGCUGCAGCCAGCCCCACCCCAGACGGAGCCGGGAGGUCGCACGGGUCGGAUGCAAUCAGCUAGACUCCAGUGCUGGGCUCCCUGGGGUUGCCGGGUCUAGAGGCAGCCCCUGCAGGCAGUCAGCGGUGCUCAGGCGUUGGGCUGGCAGGGGGCUAUUUAUAGGUCACGGGGAGGGGAGGGGUCUUUGUGACUGCCCGUCCCCCUCUGUGUGGGGGUCUAGCGCGGAGCCCGUCUGUGGGGCAGCCCCCUAAGCUGUAGAGCUGCCUGCGGGUCCCUGGUCCCGUCUGUGUUAAAGCUCAGGAGUGGGAGGUGGGUGCUUUGGGGCUUGUCUCCACCAGAGCCCUUCACCUUGACUUACCUGAUCCCAUGGGUGAGCACAUUAAACCAAGGGCUCAAGCCGUAGUGUAGACGGCUCUCUGGGGUGGAGGAGGCCGUGUGACUUCCAAAACAGAGAGGAGCUGUACCUGCCUAGCCCCUUCUGCCCUCAUUACUGUGCCUUACGCCCCAGGCCCUGGAGCACGAAGGGGCUUUGCUACCUCGGGUAGCUGCUGGGCCGGCGACUGCAGCUGCUCCCUGGCCGAGUGAAGCUGGUGGUGUAAGGGGUGGGGGGUCGGGGAAGGGGCUGCUCCGGGGACCAGCUCAGCUCCCUGCCUACCCAGCUGCCGCUGCGGGGCGGCCAGCAGGCCCUACCUCUGCUAGAUUUCCAGCGAGUGUCAUUAACCCGCCGCUGGCAAACAUCGCUCUCUGUCGAGAGAAAAGAGUUUGAGGCUGAGUUGGGCGGAUCUGUUUGCACAAGGGAGGAGUCUUAAUGCGAUUGUUGGCUUUGCAUGCCACUGUCCAGUUGCUGUUGUCCUGUAUGCAAUAUUAAAAGGUGUUUAACGAG
This is a messenger RNA of Malaclemys terrapin pileata, 5093 nucleotides long. It is a transcript of the gene HPS6, whose product is annotated as HPS6 biogenesis of lysosomal organelles complex 2 subunit 3. The record is from RefSeq and is a predicted model, not a curated record. Gene Ontology annotation, cellular component: BLOC-2 complex; lysosomal membrane. The transcript has a single exon. NCBI's taxonomy places the organism in Eukaryota, Metazoa, Chordata, Testudines, Emydidae. Bases 134 to 2605 code for a protein of 823 amino acids. Gene Ontology annotation, biological process: protein localization to membrane; lysosome localization; organelle organization.